Messenger RNA from Haliotis rufescens (red abalone), 5231 nucleotides. RefSeq names its product centrosome-associated protein 350-like. Lineage: Eukaryota; Metazoa; Mollusca; Gastropoda; Lepetellida; Haliotidae. Gene Ontology annotation, cellular component: cytoplasm; microtubule plus-end; nucleus. The transcript has 12 exons. The coding region runs from base 39 to 1709 and encodes 556 amino acids. Gene Ontology annotation, biological process: cytoplasmic microtubule organization. The record is from RefSeq and is a predicted model, not a curated record. Gene Ontology annotation, molecular function: microtubule plus-end binding.
CAUUUUAGAACAGAUUAUAGUUGGAAGCAAAAUGGCUGAUGGUAGUUGCGAAGGAAUUUUUCAAGCCUGAUGUUGCAAUGCGGAUAGUCAUGGAUAGCGCGAGCUCGGACCAUAGUCCGCCUCUGAGUGAGAACGCAGGAAGCUCGUGGGCCAAUUGGGAAAAUGAAUUAAGCUCCGUGUCUGGACUAAACUUAGGAAGCAACAGUGAGCUGAACGGACUUGUGGAAGACAAAGAAAUCGCUGCCCGAGCUGUGGCAUUCGUUGUAAACAGCACUCGCAAAGGAAUCGUCCCACUAUGUGCCGACGUGGCCAACCUCCUGCAUGCGAAGAGACGAUUAGAGAAGAAAGUAUUUAUGAUGAAACGUGAGAAUGAAGCCCUGCGAUCAUCAGCGUCCAUCAGCUUUAGAACCAGCCAUUCCACAAGUCCCACACAGCCUGCUUUCUCAGCCUACACUGACAAGUCUUUGCUCCACGACCAGGGUGGUCACACACAGGAGCGGUCGCGGCCGUGUUCUCGGUGCAGCCAGUGCUCCAGCACGCUCAGCAACUCCCCCAAACUGGAGCAGACGUACAGCUUCAAGGGGCACCUCCACUCCCCCUCCACGCACCGAGAGAGUCGACGGCGAGGAUCCCCACGUGUCGGGCAUCGCCCGGUCAACGGAAUCCUGACCCAGGCGCUGAUCCACAGUCCGCCUGAGGGAGUGGCCACGGACUCCAGUGAUUCCAAUGUUGCCUCUGACAGGAAAAACUCUCUUCCAGAAAUCAUUUCUGAGCCUGAUGAUGGUAUCAAGAAGAUAAGUCCGAAGGCAUCAAAAGAAUCCCAGUGCUCGUUGCUACAAAACACAGACUCUACCAUUGAAGAACAGUUCAUUGAAACAGUGAAGCUCAAUUCAAAAUUAGCAGAAGAACUCGGCUCUGCCCGAAAAGAGAUAGAAAUAUUGAAAGGAAGAUUAAAGGAACUAGAGAUGAACCAUCUGGCCCGGGAGUGUGUCAACACAUUCGUCCAGGAUGAGGAUGGUGAGGGAAGUCAGUCGUCCAGCUCGCUGGAGGAGAAGUCGUUCACCGACUACGUCCUGCAGACAGUCGGGGGACAGCGCAACAACUACGUGCUCAAUGGACUAAGUAAGCCACGGAUUCAUCGGAAGAUUGCACUGACCAGCUUGAUGUUCCCGGAGCCUCUGUUUGGCUGCAAGUGCACGGCGUGCGAGGAAGCGAUGGGAGGGGAGGACAACACCGCCUUGUCUCACAGCCUCAGCGAGCACUUGCAGAAGUUCCCCAUCAGUGGGCGUGUCCAGGUGCAGCUGGACGACCAUGUGGUCAUCAAGGGGGACAGAACAGGACACAUCCGCUAUGUGGGACAUUUGGACAAAAUCGGACAACCCAACAUGAUAUUUGUGGGCUUGGAGCUUGAUGCUCCUGUUGGAAGGCAUGAUGGCUUUUUAGACGGGAAGCGAUAUUUUUAUUGUCGGAAGGAUCAUGGGAUAUUUCUGCCACUCCAUGACAUUGUCUGUCAUGUACACGCGAAGAAACAUGAGUCGAAGGAUACGGACGAGAGGAUCAAGAAGUCCCACCACAUCCCACCAACGUCCUCGCCCCUCCCGCGCAGCCGGAUACGAGCUUUGGCCCGCCGGAAGCUGGAGAAGAAGGAACUGGCGUCCUUCCUGAAUAAGGACAACAAUAGGAAACAAAAUUCAAGUGAUGUCUUGUGAUCCUGGCUCCUGGAAUUGUACAGAGAAUCCCUGUCUGUCCUCAUCGAUCCGCCUCAUCACCUGCUGACACACCCUGGACGGGUCUGGGUUAGAAUACAGGGGGGGGCCACAACAAUGAAAUACUUGGCAGAUGUUUUGUUUUGUCAACGUGAGGAUGAUUGUGUUUUUGUUUUUAUAUUGUAAUGACAAGUUUGUUAAUGACAGCAUAAGUCCAGGACACUAGUGAUGAACAGCUCAUUAGUUUGUUGUGGCCUUUCCUCGGUGUGUCCUUGCUGCAGUACUGCUGAUGUGGCUUAAAGCAAUGUGUAGUCUCACUCUGAUCUUGUUGCCUCCUUGAACUGAUUUCUGACCAACAGUGUUAGCAGCGAGAAGCCUUGGACCCAAUCUCAUUAAAAUCAGAACUUAGUUCUCGCUAUCGCUAAACAAAGACCUGAGGACAUCCCAUUACGGGUCACGUCAGAAUGACCUUUCAUCUGACCAAUCAAAGGGUCGCUUACCAGAUCAUGAAAGUGACAGUCAGAAUGUGUUUUCAAAUCAUGCAACCUUGAAACCGGAAACACGGGGUAUUCCGAACAACUGAUUCCGUCAAAAUUAUCAUCUAUCUGUCGCUUCCGUGGGAUAAACAUUUGAAAGGAGGAGGCCUUGCACAGUACUAGGGAAGUACUGCCAUACAAUCUCAACCAUAUAUUAGACUACCAGAAUGUUCGUUUGUUCCUUUAACAAAAUUUUAAUCAAGAACUGUGUCAACAUAUUUUAUUGUAGUCUGAAAUGGAAGUUGCCAGGUUGAAACAAGUGCCGUAAAGCUCAAGAAAGCUGCUUUCUAAUUGGCUGAUGUCGACUUCUUGUCAGUCAUUUCUGUGGUCUGUCAAAUUUUGCGAAAGGUCGUUCUGUCGUGACCCAUAAUGAGAUGUCCUCAGAUCUUUGUUCAGCGAGAGCGAGAACUUAGAUCUGAUUUGAAUGAGAUUGCCUUGGACUGGAUUACAGACCCAACAGAGCAUUCGCAUGUCGAAUAUUCCCAGUUGGAUAUAUUGACUUGGCAUUGUAGGAAUAAUUCCGUUUUUGAAAUUGUUGCAAACAAGAGUGCAAGAACUAUUUUGGCAGGUUGAUUUAGUGCUGAAGAGUGCCAAGCCCAAGGUCGAGUAGUUACGUAGCUAUCUGGAAAGUUGGUGUAGCUGAAAAGGGUUUUCAUAUGACUUUGCAAGCUGCUGUUUUCAGAGCUUUGACUUCUCAUUCAUAUGAUCUGAAGCUAUAUCAGUGUGAAUGUUGAUAAAUACAAGCUAUUUUGACAUGUAUGUAUGAAAUGGUGCAUAUAUCUGUGAUAAGGAGAUUGCUAGUUCAGCGUGGUGUGACCGAGGGUAGACUUCAACAAAACAGGACCCAUACAAACGUCUUGCAGGCUUGGUGCAUGAACUGCUGUGACCUGGAGAAACAUCUCGCGGCAGUGACCAGGAUUUCUGUCACAGAACACAACUGAUUUGAUCUUGGACACGUCAUUGCAUUCUUCUACAAUUUUCGCUCGGAGUGUCAACAGUUUGUAGAACAUGCCUUGAAACACAAAGCAGACGUGAACAUAUAAUUCAAGAUGUUUGUAGUUGAUGGAGCCUCUGACCAUGUCUGUGUUGCUGCAAUCUCGUCCAAUGUAAAUCUCAAUUACACCGAAGGAGUUACCAUGAAGUUUGUUAAUCGGGCAGCUGCUAAAGGGAGUUAAUCUGUAGUAACAGCCACUUCUGACUCAAGCUCUCGUAUGAACUGGUGCUACUGCUGUUGCUAGAUCACCUGUCAUCUGUUUAAUAAUUUAUUCCCAAAUGUUGGCUGAACAAUGAGGUGUUUGGAUGGAGGUUCCAUCGUAAUGUUUCAGCGUGAGGAUUACCCAGAAUCCCUCUGCUCCAAUGAUGAGUUGACCUUUUCCUGUAGUUCAUAUCUUAGGUCAAAACGACAUCUUUGAGUGAUGCUGCCAUCUACAUUCAGUCCCACAUUAUUGAAAUGUAUUAUUGUAUUGAUGUAUCAUGGAAUUCUGUUAUUUAUGAAAUAAACAAGACUGCAUGUGUUAGGGGGAGCAUCCCUGAAGUGACUACGGCCAUGUUUAAAACCCAAGAGUAAAGCGUGAAAUUGUAUUGACAAUUUGAAAUUUGAAGAAAAAUAAUAAUGAAUUUGAUUUCAAAGUUCCUAAAUAUAACAGUAUCCAUCCAUAAUGUAUAUUUGGUCCGAGUCCCCGAAAUCUUGACCAUUGUCAUCCAUUCAGGAGUGCUCCUCAGACGAGGCCGGUCUGUGUGAUACCAGAUUGAGCACACUCGGACAUUUCCCGAUGUAUGUAUUCACAAAUCUGUCUCUGUUAACGACGACGAGGAGCUUGCUUGCUACAAGUCCUCAGAAGUUUGAUCGAAAGUGUGCGCUGCGUACAAGGGUGACAUGUUUGUCUGCAAGUGUUUUAUUAAUCAACCACUGUGUACAGUUUAUGUUGACAUGUUCUUGACGAUGCCGAUCUGGCGAGAUUCUCAUGACUGAUGUUGUUUAGCACAUAUUUUGCUGUGUGCAUUCUGCCUGUAACAAGCUUGAUGAUGUAUAUACAUGAGAUACAAGUGCUUGGAGUUAUUAAUGACUAUGACAAGAUUGGAUUAGUUCUGUAGAUGGUUUUCCAUGUGUUGACACACCAGGGUGACAGUCAGUGGCGAGAUGUACACCAUCAGUGGUGGAUUUAAACCAACCGAUCAAACCCAGGUCUUCGGCGUGACGAGCAAACAUUUUAACCACUAGGCUACCCCACGGCCCCUCAAAUGAUAGAUGAAAAAGAUCACUGUUAGAUAAAGGACUCAGGUUAUGACACAUAAUUAGGUGGUUCUUCAUAUUGCAGUGUCUCAAUGGUAAAUAGUUGUAGUUGAGAGAAACGGAAAUGUUUGUGCAUCCAGUAUUGAGGCAUAUUAUGCAAGCAGGAGUUACAAAACAGGAAGUGCCUGGAAUUGGCCUUCCUGGUCCUGGUUUAGUUCUCAGUUGUUUUUCUGGAAUGUUGCAGGCGACGAGAAGAACAUAAAGACAAUCGCUACUUCAUUGGUUGUCCUGAGAGUUUUAUAUGUGUACUGUAGUGAAGUUGUAGUCUUCCAGGUGAGCUACAGUGUAGCCGUGGCACUAUUUUUGACAUCACUAGGUUGAAGAAGCUGAGCUUUAUUAUUAUUGGCAUCUUACAAAAUGUCUGCAUCUAUUAUUAUAUAUCCUAUUUGACUUACCAACCACCAUUUGGAUGACUAUGUCGCCACUGACUGGCCCCUGCCAUUUCUGUAUGGAUAGGUUCUGCCAGUGGAGGAAUAGUUGCUGGGGUGGGGUAGCUUCUAACUGCAAAGACGUUUGGUAACUUGGUUUCAAAAUUACUUUGUUAACAUGAGAAUGAUAAUUACUAGUCUUGAUAUUUUGUGAACUAUUUCUUUGAAGAACCUGUCCAUGAACUAAUUCUGUGUUGAUAAUAUUAAAUGUGUCUCCUUUCUUGCUCUGUAAAGGAAUAAAUUUCACAGUAAAUGUCAUUUUGUUCAA